CCAGUGGGAAAAUUUGCAUCUUUAUCAUAACAAAUGAAAAUCAAGACUCGUGACAAAAAAAAAAAUGGCGUCCAUUGAGGAAUUGCUAGCGGAGAAUCAAAAAUUAUCAGAGGAAUUAGAGAGUCUAAAAAUGUCAAUGAAAGCGGAAUUGGAUAUUAAAGUUAAAAAAGAGGAAGUAAGUGACGAGGACGCGGAGAAAAUGAAUGACGAAAAAAAAAUGGAGUUCAAUAUUAAAGUUGAAAACAAAAAAGUAAAUGACGAGGACGAGGAGAAAAUAAAUGAAAAAUCGGAAGAUGAAAAUAAAAAUGUACAACCAUUUGUUGGGACAAGACCAAGUUUUCAAGAAGGGUUAGUAAGGAAAAGGACAAAAUCAAGUGGAAAAAGUCGCCGUAGAUGGUACGAGAGAAGGAACCAGAUGAAUGAGAUGCGCGGAGGAUACAAUGGACGUGGAGGAUAUAGAGGAAAUAGAGGAUAUGGAGAAAAUUGGAGACGUGGACGACAAUUUUAUUGUAGUUUUCUAACCAUCAAUAUGUCUUAAUUUGAACUACAUCAAGUAAAAAAUCAAAUGUUUCAAUUAAAUUAAUAAAUUAAUUGUUCUAAUUAUAACUCACUAUUUUAGUUUACUUGGUUCAAUAAAAUAAAUUCAUUAAUAAAUA
This is a messenger RNA of Leptopilina boulardi, 656 nucleotides long. RefSeq lists its product as uncharacterized. The record is from RefSeq and is a predicted model, not a curated record. NCBI's taxonomy places the organism in Eukaryota, Metazoa, Arthropoda, Insecta, Hymenoptera, Figitidae. The coding region runs from base 65 to 538 and encodes 157 amino acids. The transcript has 5 exons.